This is a messenger RNA of Lasiodiplodia theobromae, 996 nucleotides long. RefSeq names its product Methyltransferase domain-containing protein. The record is from RefSeq and is a predicted model, not a curated record. The transcript is spliced from 5 exons. Bases 1 to 996 code for a protein of 331 amino acids. Gene Ontology annotation, molecular function: methyltransferase activity. Lineage: Eukaryota; Fungi; Ascomycota; Dothideomycetes; Botryosphaeriales; Botryosphaeriaceae.
AUGUGCACCGAAAGCCAGCCCGCGACCGGCCCCGAAGUUGAUCCCGAGUACGAUAACGACUCGGCCUUCGGCUCCGUCGACGACCAGCUGUCGUCCUUCUCGGCCUCGCUCACGUCCAGUGUCGUCAACUACCCCGUGCAGAACGGCCGGCGCUACCACGCCUACAAGGAUGGCUCCUACAUCCUGCCCAACGACGAGCCCGAGCAGGACCGGCUGGACCUCGCCCACGCCAUGACGACCAAGUUGACCGGCGACAGACUCCACCUGACGCCGCUCCCGGAAGACUUCGCUGGCCGCGUGCUCGACAUUGGCUGCGGGACGGGCAUCUGGUCCAUAUGCAUGGGAGACCAGUUCCCCAAUGCGCAGAUUCUGGGCAACGAUCUCAGCCCGGUGCAACCGUCGUGGGUACCGCCGAACGUCAAGUUCGAAAUCGACGACGUCGAGAAGGAGUGGUCGCACAGCCAGCCCUUCGACUUCAUCUUCUCCCGCUACAUGGCCGGCUCGAUCGGCGACUGGCCCGCGCUCGCCACCAACGCCUACAAGAACCUGAAGCCGGGCGGGUGGGUCGAAUUCCAGGACUACGACUCGGUGUACUUCUCCGACGAUGGCUCACUGAAGCCCGAGCACGACAUGACCAAGUGGCUGGACACGCUGAGGGAAGCGUGCCGCAACGCCAAAAGAGACUGCGACCCCGGCCCGCGGCUGGAGAAGUACGUGAAGGAGGCGGGGUUCGUGAACGUCCAUCACGAGGUCUUCAAGUGUCCGGUUGGAGGGUGGCCAAAAGAUAAGAGCUUGAAGCAGUGUGGCUUGAUGAAUUUGAUCCAAUCACUCGAAGGCCUCGAGGCCUUCUCUUACCGCAUAUUCACCGACAUGCUGAGAUGGGAAGUUGACGAGGUGAACGUGUUCCUGGCCAAGGUGCGGAAUGAUCUGAAGAACAAGAGCAUCCACGCCAUGUACAACUACCACGUUGUGUAUGCCCAGCGGCCUGAGGAGUAG